Closterium sp. NIES-65 is the source of this 1617-nucleotide messenger RNA. The record is from the annotation of a GenBank genome assembly. NCBI's taxonomy places the organism in Eukaryota, Viridiplantae, Streptophyta, Zygnematophyceae, Desmidiales, Closteriaceae.
AUGCGGCCCCGUCGCCGCCCCUACGCGGCCCCGUCGCCGCCCCUAGUGGCCCCGUCGCCGCCCCUACGCGGCCCCCUCGCCGCUCCUACCGGCCCCUUCGCCGCCCCUAGCGGCCCCGUCGCCGCCCCUAGCGGCCCCGUCGCCGCCCCUACACGGCCCCGUCGCCGCCCCUACACGGCCCCGUCGCCGCCCCUACCGGCCCCGCCGCCGCCCCUACCGAGCAGCCGAGCAGCCCAGCAGCCGAGCCGCCGAGCCGCCCAGCAGCCGAGUCGCCGAGCCGCCGAGCCGCUCAGCGGCCGAGCCGCGGAGCCGCCCAGCAGCCGAGCCGCGGAGCCGCCCAGCAGCCGAGCCGCCGAGCCGCCCAGCAGCCGAGCCGCCAAGGCCGCCGUCGAGUCGCCACUACCAAGCCGCUGUCGAGACGCUGCUACCGCGGUUGCCGCCCUGUUCCUUCCGGCACGCCCCGGCCCUGCCCACCCAGGACUGGUGAGAGCACUCCCUACCACCACUGCUGUCAUGGCUACCCCCAGUGUCCUUACCUUUGAUGCUGAGGGUCGUGCUCUUGACUUCAAGUACAAGAGUGCUAAGACCUUGUACGACGCUGUCGUUGCACGCUACUCUUCCCCUGCCACUGCUGCUCUUAGCCGCCUCAUAGUGCCGUACCUGUUUCCUAACCUCGCCACCUUUCCCACUGUCGCUGACCUCAUUACGCACCUCCGCACUAGUGACACCCGCUACCCCGCUGCGCUUCCUGCUGAGUUCUGCCCCAAGAACCCCCACCCCAUGUACAUCACCCUCUACUACAUAGUUACCCGGCUCCCUGACUCCCUUCGCUCGAUCAGGGACCACUUCCUCUCUGUUUGCCCCACCACACUCACCGUUGACCUCCUCGAGGAGCGCCUCCUGGCAGCUGGGAAGAGUAUAGUUGCUGUAGGAGCCUCUAGAGGUGACCCGCGUGCCCCUGUCUUUGAGGGGUGCUCCCCCUCCCCCCUUUUGCCCUCUAUUGCCUUAGCUGCUGCCGUCAACUUCGUUGGCACCGAGUCGGUCGGCUCUGCGUCUACCCCUAGUGGGCGCCGCCGCACCGGCAAGGGCAAGGGAAGCAAGGGCACUGGAGGGGCUGGCGGGGGCAGUGGAGGUGGAGAUGGAGGAGGCGGAGGGAGUGGGGGUGGUGAUGGGAGUGGUGGCGAGGGUGGGGGCUUCGGUGGCGGCGGUGGCGGCGGAGGCGGCAGCGGCGGUGGCGGUGGGAGCGGAGGAGGAGGCGGUGGCGGCGGUGGCGGAGGUGGCGGCGGAGGAGGUGGAGCUAGUCGGGGUGGCUCUGCGCAGCGGGGCGGCUUAGGUGGUGGUCAACGCCAGCAGCAGCAGCGCACUCGCGAGACCCCGUCCCCCCAGCAGCUUCGUGAGUGGUACGCUGGGCGUCAGCGAGGUGGGGGUACUAAUCCCUGUACCUACGUCCUCCGUACCGGCGACCGUGCUGGUAAGCAGUGCGGGGGCUCGCACUCCACCCAGCGCUGCUUCGGCCGCAUGACGGAGGCUUGGCGUCACCAGUUCCCUGACGCCACUAAGAUCCCUCGCUGGGGAGAGCUGUCUAGGGCGGAGGUUGCUAUCUUUGAUCUUGACUAA